Molecule: messenger RNA, 6920 nt
Organism: Schistosoma haematobium
Lineage: Eukaryota; Metazoa; Platyhelminthes; Trematoda; Strigeidida; Schistosomatidae
Exons: 7
Coding region: 191-682 (163 amino acids)
Source: RefSeq, a predicted model, not a curated record
GUUAAAAUGUAUCAAUAUUAGUUAUUUGUCUAGGUUGAACGCACAGCCGGUAUUUUAACUUCCUGAUUUUUGUUGCAGUUGCAAGGUAUGAAUUGAUCCAAUAUCAAAUUAUGUCAUUAUCAAAGUUUUCUAAUCUAUUUCUUGACGAUUUACCAAUCCAUCGAUUUUGUAUGUUUUUUGUAUUGUUUACAUGAAAUAUAUUCGAUUUUAUAAACCAGCUACAAAUGAUUUAAAUGUGUAUUUACAAGACAUCAUCAAUCAACUUUUACAUAUUAAAGAACCUGAAGAUCCAGUAAAUGUUAAACUAUUCCUAUCAAAAUAUUUUGAGCAUGUUGUAAAUGGGACACAUACUAUUCAUAGAGAAUUUAAAUAUAUAUCAGCUAUUCCCUAUAAUCGUAUAACAUUUUUAUUUAAUUUAUGGAAUGCUUUCAUGCCACUGAAAGAUAAAGAUUUCACUAUUGAAGAAUUUUACACAAUUGUCCAAUUAUUUUGUUUCGAUUUUCCUGGUGAAAUACUCUCUCAUUGUCAAAAAACUUUGAAUAUAGUACACAACUCUACAAUAGUUUACCCUUACAAAGAUUUGUUUUGUAUAUUUCAAUUUCAUUUCUACUUUGAAGUUAUGUUUCAUCGUUUUCAUUUUAUUUUCUUAAAUUAUUGUAGAAUUUGUAAAUGCUUUAAUUAGUGAACUUACUAAAACUGAGUCAGUUGUGUUGACUAAUAAACAAAAGGGUCAAUCCGAGUUAGUCGGUGAAUCAGACAUUUCCAGUGGAGACGGUAAAUGUUCACAUAAAUCAGUGGCAUCUGAAUGUUGUUUUAAGAUGAACAUAUUAGUUGACUUACCAAAUAAAUAUGUGGACUCAAUAGAAUUUCUUAAUUUUACACGUGGGUUGUAUAAAGAAUCAACUUUAUUAUUACCGCCGAAAUUAGUGAUGCAUAAAUGUGCUAAAACAUAUCUAUUUCACUCAGAAUUUAAUCUAUAUGGUUUAUUCACAUCAUUGGCAACAGAUCACUUAUUAAUAAAAGAGAUAGGUAAAUUAGUAUGAAUAAGUUUAACUUUUUUUGUAAUUCUUAACUUUUCAGUGCCACUGAAUACAAUCCUCAGUAAUAUUUGAAUUGUAUCUAGGAGUGGUCAACUCAUUUUGCUCUGUUUUUAGGACUUGUCAGCUGUUUGUCAAUACUUAUAUUGAUACUUACUUUACUUACUUACGCCUGUUACUCCCAAUGGAGCAUAGGCCGCUGAUCAGCAUUCUCCAACCCACUCUGUCCUGGGCCUUCUUUUCUAGUUCCAUCCAAUUCUUGUUCAUUUUUCUCAUGUCUAUCUCCAUUUCUCGGCGUAAUGUGUUCUUUGGUCUUCCUCUUUUCCUUUGGCCUUGAGGAUUCCAUGUGAGGGCUUGUCUUGUAACGCAGUUGGGUGCUUUCCUCAAUGUGUGUCCUAUCCACUUCCAGCGCUUCUUCCUGAUUUCUUCCUCCGCUGGGAUCUGGUUUGUUCUCUCCCACAGUACGUUGUUGCUAAUAGUGUCCGGCCAAUGGAUCUGAAGUAUUUUGCGUAGACAAUUGUUAAUAAACACCUGUAUUUUCUGGAUGAUGGCUUUCGUAGUUCUCCAGGUUUCUGCCCCAUACAGUAGAACUGUCUUGACAUUUGUAUUGAAAAUCCUGACCUUGGUGUUGGUUGACAGUUGUUUUGAGUUCCAGAUGUUCCUCAGUUGUAAAUAUGCUGCUCUUGCUUUGCCGAUCCGCGCCUUCACAUCUGCAUCAGAUCCACCCUGUUCAUCAAUGAUGCUGCCCAAAUAUGUAAAGGCUUUUACAUCUUCCAAAUCUUCUCCAUCACUUGUGAUUGGAUUGGUGCAUUCUGUGUUGUAUCGGAGAAUCCUGCUUUUCCCUUUGUGUAUAUUGAGACCCACUGCUGCUGAUACUUGAACCUAAUUCUUAUCUCUUCAAAUACUAAUGCGUUAUCGUCUAAGCUAAUGAGCUCAUAUAGCCAUUUCUAGAUGUUCGUAUUUAGGACUGCAGUUGCUUGAUCUCUGUUGGCAUGUAUACAUAUUCAAUAAAUAUUUAUAUUAUUGCCUUUUAGUUGUUGGGUUCGAUUAUAAUCAUGAUUAUUAUUCACUUUGUAUGAAUGGUCUAAUACUAAAUAUAUGUUGACACUAAAUUAUGUACAUUGUAUUUAAAGUAAAUAAUUAAUUCUUUUAUAUUCCUUCUCAUAUGGUCAUUUAGUUCUUGUUGUAUAAAUACAUAGAUUUAAAUUAUGUGGGUGAGUUGUGUAUACUCUGGAAUAAGUGUACUUCAAUGAAUACUGGAUAACAAAAAUGAAUAUGUUUUUUUUUUUAAAAAAAAGUGUACUUUGGUACUUAUUUCGGUUUUAUAACACUAUAACUAUGACAAUGAUUAUUAUAUCGGUAAUUUAUGUUAAAGCAAAGUAUUAAGUAUCACUUACUAUAUUCUUACUGUUAAAUAUGAACUAAUUAACCUGCUAUUAUUUCCCUCAAUUCUGAUCAUGGUAUUUUUAAAUGAAGCAUUUGAAUUGUACAGAUAAUUUUCACCACAAAUUAGUUCUAACUAGAGGACUAUAAAAAAAAAGUAGUGUCACACAACUAUUUUAUCUAAGUUAACAGUUUCUCAAUAGCACGAUUCUAAGCUUUAGAAGGAUCAAAUAAACAAUGGUAAUAUUUUUGGACGUAAAAGAUAAAUUGUUUUAUUAGAUUAUUAUACUUUGUGUCAACUAGCAUGUUUUGCUAAUAUUGAACAACUGAAACAAAAGUGGUUGGAGACUUAAUAGGAAAUAGUUUUAUACCAAUCUCAAAGGGUAAAGAUUUAUCAUACUGUAAAGUGUCAGGACUAUCAUAUUUUUCUCAGUGCUUAAUAAAAAUAUGAAACUCAGCAUUCUUUAGCACUUUUCAUGACAGUGUUGCAUAUAAGGGAUUGCUUCUCACUUGGGGUUUCAUCUCAGUCAUCUAAAGCUGUUGACAUGUGUCUUUUGUAGACACACUACGGUAGCACAUCCAAAGUUGUCGGGUGAACAAAGCAAAUAAAGUGGAAGCUAGGGAUUAAAAGGAAACCCUCGGUGAAAAUUAUACUUUUUUAUGUAGCAUUCACUCACUAAAUGAACGGAGAAAUAAUAAAUAUUGCAUACGAAUUGAACAUUGAAAAAUAGGUGCCCCACAAAUUCACGGAUAUAUAUCCUAUCUCAUUAUUUAUAUAAUUUUAGUUGCUAAUCUCCCUCUAUCCCUUCUGAUUAUUCAGUGUACCGAUUUUCAAUGACGAAACUGUUUCACCAAACGCUACAUUUCUAUAGAAUAUACACUGAAUCAUUUUCGAUCAAUCAACGAGUAGAGUUAACUGGGCUUUUAUUAUAUGUAAACCUUUAUCAUCUUCAGUUGUAGCUAUGGUAACCUAGUAACUUAGUGAAUGAUACUGUUAUUUAAUGUGAUACGUAUUGUGUUCUAGUUUCACUGUGAAUUUUAACUUUUGGUUCUAGGUAAAUCCAAUGAGUUUUAAAUACUGAUAAAUGCGCUUUCUGGAUUCCACUUCUAGCUAUUAUACAAAACGUAAUCUUAAUGUAUUAAAAUAUUAUGAAACUUGGAUCGUUUACCAUCCUUUGUACUGUUAGUGAUAAUAUUUAAUCCAUUUUGACAAACUUUAUAGUACUGUCAAAUUAUAUUUAAAUUGUUCCAGCUUACUCUUUAAGGCUCAAUUUUAUUACAAGGUAGCUUAGUUUAGUAGGUAUUAAUGAUACAAAUUUUUUCCUCUUUUAAUCUCUCUUCAUUGAGUAGAGACGUAAACACGUGGUGUUUACUGACUUGAUUUAAUUUGCUUCCGUAAACAGUAAUUUUGUUUCAAGGUGGCAUACGAUUGUGUAACUAAAAAAAUAAACCAAAUCAAUUAGUUUGUAAAUAUAAAUAAGUCCAAUUUUGGCAUUCACUAAUUUAUUCCUUUUUUUACUUAAACAGAUGUUAAUUUAUAGUAGUUAUUUAUUAUCAGAAUGGGAAUUUUUGGAGAUUGUAAUAAUUUGAAUAGUUGAAUUCAUGAGUCAAUCUAAGUUAGAACACCAUUGAAAACCUGGAAGUUCUAGUAUAGAACUCAACAGUGCGCAUCCACGAUCCCGCGCGCGGGACUCGAACCCAGGACCUUCGAUUUUCUGCACGAACGCUUAACCUCUAAACCAGUGAGUCGACAUUCAAUUGGGUUGAUGUCUAACUUCAAUCGACCCAUGAUCUUGCGCAACACUUUACUCAUUGUCUGAGGUCGAUAAAUGUCUCCACUCGACACGUAUUGGACUCCAGUGGUCACGGCUUUUCACUGGAUUACCAGGAAAUCCAUCUUGAAGCUAGUCACUAGUGAGCACCGCAUGCGAGACCGAAAGCCCUGGGUUAGAGUCCCACGUGAGAGAUCGUGGGUACGGACUGGUGAGGAGUUCCAUACCAGGGCGAAACGGCCGUCCAGUGCUUCCAGGCUUUCAAUUGUGUUCUAGCUUAGAUUGACUUGUGAAUUCAACUAUUAAAGAUAUUUAUUGUCUGAUGAAAUAAAAUCGCACUGAAAUGGUGAAACGUCCCUGUAUUCCCUAAAGUUUUGGAGAUGUUGUAUUCUCUGAGCUAGAUUGUUUAAUUGUGAGGCUUUCAUUGUCUAUCUAGACAACAUCUUUGGCAUAUACUUCAGAAAGAAGUGAGCUAUCAGGAUUUUUUUCAUAUUUGACUAACUUGUCGUUUUCAUCUGGAAUUUAAGUGGUUGUUGUCCGAAUUUGUAUGACAGUCAUUUACUUCAUUCAUACAUGAAUAAAUAUACAAAUAGAAAUCAACUCAGUAUAUCAGCUAGUGAGAAAAAAAGGUCAACAAGUUCAGUGAUCAGGUCAGGGUAGAAGACACUCCGAACAACAGUCGUAUGACCACAGAUAACAGUCAAUUAACAUCUAAGUCAUCGAGCAGAGAAUUGUAAUAGCUCACUUUAUGAGAUAUAUAUGAUAUUGUAUAGAAGGACAGUAGAAGCCCCACAAAGAAUACAAAUAUCUAGAAUCCUCACUUUCAGAUACAAAUAUUCUCCAUUAUCCACCGGGAAUAUUGUAAAUAUACUAGACACUAUGUUCACUGUUCAAUUUAAAUGAUAUUAUCAAAAUGGAUUUUUGAUGUCGAUUACUUUUACUAGUUUUUUUUAAUCUUCCUUAUGUUUUUUUUCCUUGUAGGGUUUCCUCAAGUCCAUGGUUCAUAAUGAUCGGAUCAGGAAACAGACGAGCUUGAUUAAUAUGAUAGGUUUAUAAAAAUACAAUAAUUUUAUGUAUUCAACAUUUAUAAAUAGAAUCACAUAUAUUUAUCAUGUAAUCAAUUAAGAUAAUAUAUAAAUUAAUGCACAGGUUUCAUUUUCUUCCUCCCUGUAUUUUUUAGCUUGAUUAUUUGUAUGAUCCGAAUGUAUAAUUUGGGAUUUAUACUUAUGCUGUUGUCAAUAUUCAAUUCUGAAUGAUGUUUAGAUGUUAGACGUCGUUGGAGCUAGUCAUCAGGAUACCUAUGAUUCUGCUUUCUUGUUAGUUAGCACUCAUUAUAAGGUUAUGCCUUGUUGACAACUAGCGUGAAACCUAGGUCUGAGGUUUUUAAGUCAAUCACGUAGCAUAUAAACUGAGUGGACUAAAUGUCAAGUUACUUCAACCAGUGAGCACAUUGUAAUUUGACCUAUAGAAUUCAAUCAGUAAUAGAAGGACUUGAAAAACAUGACAGAUUGGUCACUACUCAGUGGUCAAACAAUUGUAAAUAUCUGAGUCAUACAGAAGGUUAGUUACGACUCGAAUAACUCAGUGGUAAUGCCUUAGACUAUAAAGCUGAGUAACACAAAAUCGAAUCCAUCAGGGAGCACCAGCCUAAAGGUACACCAUGCUGAAACCUAGAUUCAGGAUUAUCUCUAACAUAUAAUGGGAUGUAUAUUUUUGUUUUGCUUGUAAAAAAAGAGCUACUGAAAACAACAGGACAAAUAACACUUCCAAUCUAAUUUCCAAAAAUAACAAUUAAAAAAUAUAUACUAUUAGUAGCAAUGAUUUAGUUAUACAAACUUUGGGUUUAAGCUUAAACAUCAGUGUACAUUGUAAUAACAAGUUAGUUAUGGAUAUCAAGGGAAGAGAAAAAUGAAACGAGAGAAUAGUUAAAUUUAUAUCAAAUGAAAUAACUUCAUUUAUAAAUAAAUAAUAUCUUUGUAAUAUCCCAAUGAGUAGAAAAUUAGAUUUUCUGACGUUUCGUAACUUAGUGUGAGUCACUUCUUCAGAGAGUAAAUAACCAACUUAACAAUCUACCCAAUGCUCAAUUUAUUUGAAACCUCAUUUAUAAUUUAUUUUUAAAGGAGAAAAAAAUUCCAAAAGGAAAAAGAACAACCUGAACCGUUUAAUUCUGAAUUAUGUAAGAGAAUGAUCAAUCACAACGACAUUUUUUUAAGUUUUUUAAUUUUAAUAAAUGGAUACUCAUACAUAUAGUACUUGUGAAUGUGUUUGUGUGUGUGUGUAUCUAUGUGCAUUUGUGUAAUGAUAAAUGAAAUGAAAUUAUAUACAACUAGUGUGAUGUCAUAUUAAACGUCAUCUAAAAAGUCGACUUACUUACUUAUGAAAAGAUUAAUGUUUACUAUGUGUUUAAUUGACACUUAACAAUAAUAAUAAUAAUAAUAACAAUAAUAAUAGUAAUAAUAAUAAUAAGUAUUAAUUAUGUUUGUUAAUAUAAAAUACAGAGAUUGUAUUUUGUUAAAUGUAUACGUAUAUAAUUUUUAUAUAUAUUUCAUCAAGUGAAUUGUAUAUUUGAACUAUUAUUUAGAAAUGAAUUAAUACACACACUUACACACAAUUAUUGCGUAAUCAUUUCAAACUAAAUUGAAUUAUCAGUUUAUGGGUUGUGGAGAUUGUUACGUUUUCGAUUGAGAUCAUGAACCGAUUGAUGUUAGACCAACAUUGAAAACCUGGG